GCUGCGGUCCCGUGAGGAGCAUGGCGGCGUCUUCCAGCGGCGAGAAGGAGAAGGAUCGGCCGGGCGGUAGCUCGGGAACGGCGGGCAGUAACAGCACGCGAGAGCGACUGCUGUCUGCGCUGGAAGAUCUGGAGGUCUUGUCGAGGGAACUUAUAGAAAUGCUGGCAAUUUCGAGAAACCAAAAGUUGUUACAGGCUGAGGAGGAAAACCAGGUUCUGGAGUUGUUAAUUCACAGAGAUGGGGAAUUUCAAGAACUAAUGAAAUUGGCACUUAAUCAGGGAAAAAUCCAUCAUGAAAUGCAAGUUUUAGAGAAAGAAGUAGAGAAGAGAGACAGUGAUAUUCAGCAACUGCAAAAACAGUUAAAGGAAGCAGAACAAAUACUGGCAACAGCUGUUUACCAAGCAAAAGAAAAACUGAAAUCAAUAGAGAAAGCAAGAAAAGGUGCCAUCUCCUCUGAAGAAAUAAUUAAGUAUGCACACAGGAUUAGUGCUAGUAAUGCUGUGUGUGCCCCGCUGACCUGGGUUCCAGGGGACCCACGGAGACCUUACCCAACUGAUUUAGAGAUGAGAAGUGGAUUAUUGGGUCAGAUGAACAAUCCUUCCACCAAUGGUGUGAAUGGUCAUUUACCUGGGGAUGCACUUGCAGCAGGCAGAUUGCCAGAUGUCCUCGCUCCACAGUAUCCCUGGCAGUCAAAUGACAUGGCAAUGAAUAUGUUACCACCAAACCACAGUAAUGACUUUUUGUUGGAACCUCCGGGGCAUAAUAAAGAAAAUGAAGAUGAUGUAGAGGUUAUGUCAACAGACUCCUCGAGUAGCAGUAGUGAGUCUGAUUAA
Messenger RNA from Hipposideros armiger (great roundleaf bat), 833 nucleotides. Its product is annotated as mediator of RNA polymerase II transcription subunit 4. The transcript has a single exon. Gene Ontology annotation, biological process: regulation of transcription by RNA polymerase II. Lineage: Eukaryota; Metazoa; Chordata; Mammalia; Chiroptera; Hipposideridae. The coding region runs from base 21 to 833 and encodes 270 amino acids. Gene Ontology annotation, molecular function: transcription coregulator activity. Gene Ontology annotation, cellular component: mediator complex; core mediator complex. The record is from RefSeq and is a predicted model, not a curated record.